AUGAUCUGUGCCACAAAAGCACUCUAUGUGUCCAUUAUUCCAGCUGUGAGAGCCGAGUAUUCCAGCUGUGGUGAGAAUGAGUACUACAACCAAACCACCGGGGGCUGCCAAGUGUGCCCCCAGUGCCAGGCUGGGGAAGAACCGUACAUGAGUUGUGGUUAUGGUACUAAAGAUGAAGGCUAUGACUGCAUGCCUUGCCCACCAGGCAAGUUCUCGAAGGGUGGCUACCAGAUCUGCAGGAGACACAAGGACUGUGAUGGGUUCUUCCGGGCGACUGUCCUCACCCCUGGCACAGCAGAGAGUGAUGCAGAAUGCGGGCCUUGUCUACCAGGUUACUAUAUCCUUGAGAACAGACACAGGAACAUCUAUGGGAUGGUGUGCCAUUCCUGUUUGAUGGCACCCUCAAACAUCAAAGAAUGUAUGGGCACCAUGCUCAGCGAUUCCGGCAGUUCUAGCAGAUCCUCCUCCUCUAGCACCACCACUUCAUUCCCACAUGCCCAUAAAGACCUGACUGGACAAGGGCACUUGGCUACAGCUCUUAUAAUUGCAAUGUCAACAAUCUUCAUUAUGGCUAUUGCCAUUGUGUUAAUCAUCAUGUUCUACAUACUGAAGACAAAACCCAAUUCUCAAGCGUGUUGUUCAAGCCACUCAGUCAAGGCUGUUGAAGCACAGACCAGCAAGCAGGAAGAGAAGAAGGAAGCUCAAGAGAAUGUUGACAAACUCAAACCAAAUCCUCCAAAGACUGUCAAAAGUGAAAAUGAUGCCUCAUCAGAAAACGAGCAACUUCUCAGCAGAAGUAUAGAUAGUGAUGAGGAGGCUGCCUUGGAGAAGCAAGGGGCCACAGAUUUAUGCCUGCUGUCACUAGUUCAUUUAACUCGUGAUAAGUCCUCAUCCACAAACAAUAAGUCCACUGGGAUUCAGAGUCGAAGGAAAAAGAUCCUGGAUCUCUACACUAAAGCAUGCAGUGUUGCUGAAGGUCUCAGCCCCACUGAGCUGGCUUUUGACUGCCUGGAGAAGACAAGCAGGAUGCUUAGCUCCACAUACAACACAGAGAAAGCCAUCGUGAAAACGUGGCGCCACCUGGCCGAGAGCUUUGGCCUGAAGAGGGACGAGAUCGGUGGCAUGUCAGACGGGAUGCAGCUCUUCGACCGGAUCAGCACUGCUGGUUACAGCAUCCCAGACCUGUUGACCAAGCUGGUGCAAAUCGAGAGGCUGGACGCGGUGGAGUCCUUGUGCACUGAUAUUCUUGAGUGGGCUGAGAUACCGGAGACCUCAAGCCCUGCUCUCUCAUCCAGAUGUGCCAGCGUGUGAGCUGCUGCUGUAGCCUGGACCACUGUAAAAUGAAGAAUAAAGGGUUUUCAACACUCUGCAAUUUCAGAAACAAAACACAUUUAUAUCCAUUUCUAAUUUCAGAUAUGUUUAAGUGCCAUUCUCUGCAAGGAGAACAGCGAUUGUAAUUGAAUUCCAGUCAUGUUAAGAGAUGGACCUUUCAGGCAUUUUUUAAAUGAUUUUGGGAACAGUGUGCUGGACACACUGAGAAAGACUUUUAAUAUUGAUUUACAAAUGAACAAAACUGUUUGGUAUCUGUGGAGAAUCGUGAAAGCAUUAGAACCAAGGAUUUCAUCAAGAGGAACAUUAAUUUAUUAUAACAUUUUUCCAGAUUUCUGCUACCACUUUACUGCAAGUGCCUCCUGACUGUUUUCUUGAAUAAACUGAAGCGAGCAGGGAUGCACAUGCUGUUCCAACACACUUUUUGAUGUUCAGUAUUGGUCACUGUUCACAAAGCGUUAACUAGUUAACCAUACUGUUCAUGGUGUCUUAACAUGAGUCCAGAACAGUUUUGUGAAUGUCAGGCUCUAAAAAUAUUCUUUAAAAUUGCUCAUGAGUUUGUGAACAAAGUCCUAACCUUCUCCUGCAGUAAUAAUGUGCUCCCAACCUGUGCUCAACAUGCUGCUGGCUCUUUUUGCUGCUUGUGGUGUGCGCAUGCACUUACAGUAUAUCCAGCAAUGAUAUUCUUCUCUUUGGCUGUUCCCAGCGUUUCUUCCAUUUUUAUUCAGUGGUUUUUUGUUUGUCUUCAAGGAAAAACUGACCACUAAUGUAACGCAUUAACCGACAUUCCCUUUUAAAGAGGUUUUAUUAUGAGGGAAACCUGAUUUCUAUCCAACCAAAGUGGAAUUGAUAUAAUCUGGGUCAAACCCAAAAUUCAUUCCAAAAUUAUGUCAAAAGAUUAGUUAUUAACACGAGUUGCUAUAAAUCAAGGAUACUUUCUAAAACAAUGAAUCUGUGUCCUUUUUUAAAAACAAUUAAAGGUGUUUCCUUUUUUAAUAAAUAAAUGAGUUGUUAAAGAGUACAUUAUGUAAAAAUAGGACGUGGUUUCAUGCAGUUUCCUCCUUUUUCUGUGCAGUAUGUGCAGAAUUAUUGCCUGAUUAAAUACAAAGAUUAAGAAUUGAACACGUUUUUAACCCUGAAAACAGUAAAAGAAAAAAAAAAACGUAAUUAGAACACUACCACGCUUACACUAAUACAUUUACUGUGUGAUAAUUAAGUACACCUUGCCACACUUAUUUGUUUUUCCAUGCCUUUACUCUGCUGUUUUAUACUUUGCCGUGCCUAUGCUCAUGUUAUAAAGCAGUUAAGGUUAACAUUUGAAACAUUUAAGUAUUUAUUCAUUUAGAAAACCUUAGUGAAACAGUUAAUUUAGAGAUAAACAAUGUAAUUUUUACGACAACCUUUUUUUUUGUUUUGUUUUAAUUGUGUGCUCUUUACACCUCUGGUUCAAAGUGUUAUUUUCCAACAAAUAAUUAAACCCAUAUGGGAGAAACCAAUGUUAAGUGACA
This is a messenger RNA of Polyodon spathula (Mississippi paddlefish), 2837 nucleotides long. It is a transcript of the gene edar, whose product is annotated as ectodysplasin A receptor. Gene Ontology annotation, biological process: positive regulation of canonical NF-kappaB signal transduction; positive regulation of JNK cascade. The record is from RefSeq and is a predicted model, not a curated record. The transcript has 11 exons. Gene Ontology annotation, molecular function: signaling receptor activity. Bases 1 to 1311 code for a protein of 436 amino acids. Gene Ontology annotation, cellular component: plasma membrane. Lineage: Eukaryota; Metazoa; Chordata; Actinopteri; Acipenseriformes; Polyodontidae.